Messenger RNA from Thermothielavioides terrestris NRRL 8126, 1198 nucleotides. RefSeq lists its product as uncharacterized. The transcript has a single exon. Lineage: Eukaryota; Fungi; Ascomycota; Sordariomycetes; Sordariales; Chaetomiaceae. The record is from RefSeq and is a predicted model, not a curated record. The coding region runs from base 60 to 998 and encodes 312 amino acids. Gene Ontology annotation, molecular function: D-amino-acid oxidase activity; FAD binding.
ACAACCGCUGGGUGCUCCCGCACCCGUCCCUCCCCGCCACCCUGUACCGCGAGCACGCCAUGGCCCUGCGGACCUUCGCCCACAUGCAGGCCCUGCACGCCGCCCACCCGCACACCGCGGGGAUCACCUUCCUCAAGGGGAUCGAGUACCUCGAGGCGCCCGGGCCGGCGUACCUGGAGCCGCCGCCGGCGCUGCUGCGCGACCUGCCCGGCUUCCGCCUGCUCGACCCGUCCUCGUCGGACUCGUCUGACUCCUUCCCCCGCGACGGCCGCGUCGUCUGGGGCUGCGAGUACGACACGUGGUGCGUCAACCCCAUGGUCUACUGCGCCUUCCUCCUGCGCCGGUUUGUCCAUCGGGGCGGGCGCGUCGUGCAGCUAGAGCGGGAGCUGCGCAGGCCCGAGGAGGCGUUCGCGCUGCCGCUGGUCGGGGACGGAACUCUGAGGGCGGGGGCGGGGGCGGGGGCGGGCGGUGGUGAUGGUAAUGGUGAUGGCGUCGGCGAGGUGGCGGCGGUCGUGAACGCCUCUGGGACGGGCAUCGUGCCGGACCCGGACAUGACCAUCACGCGCGGGCAGACGUGUCUGGUGGCGGAGGACUGCGACGCCACGGUGACGCGGCAGAAUGCGGAUGGGAGCUGGACCUUUUGUGUCCCCCGCGGGUUCGAGGGCGGGACCAUCAUCGGCGGGACGAAAGAGCUGAAUAAUUGGGACCCAAAGCCCUCGGUGGAGGUGAGGGAAAGGUUACUGAGCAAGUUCAUCGAGACGUAUCCCAAGAUCCUGGGCGACAAGCCGAAGUUGACGGUGAUCAGGGACAUCGUGGGCCGCAGGCCCACAAGGAAUGGGGGCCCACGAGUCGAAGGGGAGGUCGUUCCGGGAGCUGGGUUUGUGAUGCAUGCGUAUGGACUGGGCGGGCGAGGGUACGAGCUGUCAUGGGGCGUUGCUGAGGCAGUGGUCGAGGGCGUGGAGAAGCACGUCAAAGGGGGGGAAGAGAGGAAGUUGUAGGAUGCGGGCUUUGACCUUGGAUAUCGGACACAGAUAUCGACAUAACCCCUCCAGACAAUACAAGUCUAUGCUAAAUUUCACUUCCACCUCCAUCCACCUUGCGUGUUUGGGUUAACAAUACAUGUACAGAGUUGCGUAUCUGCCCUCAGCGGUGCGGGACAGAGCCCGGGUAGCCCUUUCAUCUUCCACCACCCCAACGC